AUGGUCUACUCCACGAACAUACUGCUGGGCAUUGUGACCAUAUUAACCGCCGUGUUCAUCUGGUCGCGUCGCACCUACGUCUAUUGGCAGCGACGUCGCGUCAAGUUUGUGCAGCCAACGCAUCUGCUGGGCAACCUGAAGAAGGUGCUCAAGCUGGAGGAGUCGUUCCCCCUGCAACUGCGCCGCUUCUAUUUUGACGAGCGCUUCCGCAACGAGCCCGUCGUGGGCAUCUACCUCUUCCAUCAGCCGGCACUGCUCAUACGGGACCUGCAGCUGGUGCGCACCGUUCUAGUCGAGGACUUUGUCAGCUUCUCCAAUCGGUUCGCCAAAUGUGACAUGCGCCACGACAAGAUGGGCUCCCUCAAUCUGUUCUUUGCCAGGCAGCCCGAAUGGCGUGAAAUUCGCACUAGACUCUCGCCGGUCUUCACCGGCGCCAAGAUCAGGCAAAUGUUCUCACUCAUGGAGGAGAUUGGCUGCGAUCUGGAGUGGUAUUUGAAGCGAUUGACGCGUGAUUUGCGACGCGGCGAUGCGUCGCGCGGUGUCAUCGUUAGCAUCAAGGAUGUGUGCGAUCUGUACAAUACGGAUAUGAUAGCGAGCAUCGCAUUUGGAUUGAGAUCGUAUAGCCUGAGGAAUACGCAGUCUGAAAUCGGCUCACAUUGUCAGGACAUAUUCAAGCCGAAUGUGCGUCGAAUAAUAGACUUCUUUGUGAUAUUCUUUCUGCCGAAGCUGGUGCCGCUGAUGCGGUCGAAGCUGUUCACGGAGACGCACUCGGAGUUCCUGCGCCGCGUCAUCCAAUUGGUGAUCGAGGAGCGCGAACGAGGCGGCGAUCUGCGCAAUGAUCUCAUCGAAAUGCUGCUAACCCUCAAGAAGGAGGCCGAUCUACAGCAGGACAAGACGCACUUUACGCACCAUCAGGACUUUCUGGCCGCCCAGGCGGCCACCUUCGAGGUGGCCGGCAUCGAGACAUGUUCCUCAACCAUGUCCUUCGCCCUAUACGAGCUGGCCAAGCAGCCGCUAAUGCAGGAGCGGCUGCGGCGCGAGAUACGGCACACGUUCGCCCUGGCCGCGGCCCAUGGGGGCGGGCCGGGACUGAGCUAUGAGCUGAUUGGCGGCAUGCGGUAUCUGGAGAUGGUGGUGGAGGAGACGCUGCGCAAGUAUCCAAUUGUGCCGCUGCUGGAGCGCGAAUGCUCGCCGAUCAACAAGAAGCGCUUCUACUCACUACGCCCGCACGCCGAGUGCUAUGCCCGGCGCGGCAUGCCCGUGUUCAUCUCCAAUCUGGCCAUACACCACGAUCCGCAGUACUGGCCGGAGCCGGAACGCUUCGAUCCGGAGCGCUUCAGUGCCGAGAAUAAACCGAAGCAAACGCCCAUGUCGUAUCUGCCCUUCGGCGCCGGGCCACACAACUGCAUUGGCAUGCACAUUGGCAUGCUGCAGAUUAAGCUCGGCCUCAUCUACUUUCUGCGCCAGCAUCGCGUCGAGUUCUGUGACCGCACCGUGGACCGCAUCAGUUUCGAUGCCAAGUUCGCGCUGCUCGCCAGCGAGCAUCGCAUCUACCUCAGAGUUGUUGACUGUUUAUAGCGCACAGGCGCGCAUCAUCCCAUGACAGGAGCGAUAGAGACCAGGGCAUCAUCCACAGCAUGCUGCAUCCAGCAUACCCAGUACACACCCCCAACGACAUCUGACAUCCGACAUCCGACAUCCGACAUCCGACAUCCACAUUCAAUAUCCAUCAACAUCACAACAUCGGAUGCAGCUUCCUUCUGGCCAUUCGCUCUCAGUUCGGGCCGCCUUGUAAAGCCCUAAAUAUUUGGUAUGCCUCAAAUAAACUUUGCUGCGCUCUAUUAUCAUUAU
Drosophila arizonae is the source of this 1851-nucleotide messenger RNA. RefSeq names its product Cytochrome P450 6v1 (gene Cyp6v1). Gene Ontology annotation, molecular function: oxidoreductase activity, acting on paired donors, with incorporation or reduction of molecular oxygen; monooxygenase activity; iron ion binding. NCBI's taxonomy places the organism in Eukaryota, Metazoa, Arthropoda, Insecta, Diptera, Drosophilidae. Gene Ontology annotation, biological process: insecticide catabolic process; response to DDT. The record is from RefSeq and is a predicted model, not a curated record.